CGUCUUUUUACAGGAAUGAUCUCAUGCAACUAUAAAACCGUAGCCUACUUUAUAAUAUGGAUUCGUGAAAUGAUUGCAUAAUAAGAUUAAGACAAAAAAACUUCUACUUUGUUGCUGGGUUCAUUGACUGAGAUACAUACGGCUUGGCAUUGAGAUAUAUUAUUGUGAUAUAGUACAAAGUAAGAAAAAUCUAAUACUGUAUCUUAAACAUGGCAGAUCUGAAAUUGGAUGAUUUAUGUUUGACGAGAAUAGUUAGUAGUUUUGAGAUUUUUAAUUAUGCGUACACUGCGUCAAUUGAUGCAUCUUUGCAUAGAAAUUUGGAAUUUUUACAGCGAGCCUAUUCAGCUGAACUAAUAGCAAGAAUGAGCGCUGAAAGAAAACUAUGUACAGAUUUCCUAAAAUUCCUAUUAAAUAGAUUUGUCAAAGAUUUGGAUUUCUCAAAAUUUGACUCUUGUCCCUGGGAGAGUGUUUUAGACAGUGCUACUGAGAUUGCUGAGAAUCUACUUAAGGUAACUUUUGAUGAAGAAAUAUUCUUUCAACAUGACCAGAGAUUAAAAGGAUUUCUAGAACUGUUACAAAAUGUGAAGCAUCUGGUUUUGCCAUUUGAGUGUGAUGAUGAAACAGUAAAAAUUAUCUCUAGAAGUUGCCCAAAUCUUAUAGAAUUGGAUCUGUACGUCAGCAUUGUUAGUGAUGAUGCACUAAGGAGUCUGUGUGGUGCUAAAUUUGCUUCUAGUAUUCGCAUAUUGCAUUUGAGGUCCUUAAGCCGUAAUGAGAAAAUGAUUGCGUCCAUUCUUACUAGCAUGCCACGUCUUGAAAUUUUGAAUAAUUUUUAUUUAGUACAAGCAUUACAGUUUUUGCAUAGAUAUGAUCUUAUCACAAAUCAAUUAAAUGUAGUAAAAAAGUAUAUGUUAACUCAUCUUAAUUUAUCUUGUGUGCAACCAUCUGAUUGUGUGGAGGCUCUAACUAUAUGUACUGUUCUUUGUCCAGAUAUAAGAAACCUAUCUUGUUGUGUAUAUAUGCAAAGCCAUAUAGAUUUACUUUGUAACUUUAAUAAACUACAAGACUUAGAUUUGAAUUAUUCAGAAGAAGACCUACUUGAUCUGAAUAACUUCUUGAAAAUGAAAGGUUUUAAUUUAAUUUCAUUGCAAAUCAAUGGAUGUUUUUUAGUUUACAUUUCAGUUUUGAUAGAGAAUUGUCUGAAACUAGAAAAAUUGUGCUUGUUAAGGCUUAAACUUCAGUGGUCAAAAAAUGUUAGUGUCUUUAAUUUAAAACGUAUGGAAAGGUUAAAAAUUUUUAGUAUAGGCAUUCCGUACUCAAGUACAGAAGAUUUAAGCUUAUUACUGAAUUCUAUCCCAAAUGUAGUUUGUCUGUCUCUGUCAACAACCCUUCAUUUAAAAAGUGCAAUUUUGAAAAACUGUGACUUAAAGAAAUUAAAAUAUUUUAAUAUUGUUUAUGCAGUUUUGGAUGUAAAUUUUGUAACAUUGAUUCUUAAAACAUGUACGUCUCUCAAAAUACUGAAUCUUCAUUCAUGUUAUAAUUUAUCUGAAUAUGAUUGCAGAAUAAUAACUGCAGCUGCAUCUGCUGCAAAGAAUUCACCUGCUGUUACUUGGAACAGGUUUGCCCGUAUUUCAGAUGAUGGACAGUUUAUGAUGUGGUGAAUUCAGUACUGAUUCCUAGAAUGUUCUGAGAGUUCCUGGUGUAGGGAAUAUAGUAACAAUUGUCAUGAAUGUCUGAAAUUAAUGUUAGAAUGUGCUUUAUUUUAAAAUUCCUUCGUUGAACAUUCAGUGUAUUCUAAUAAAAAUGUUAUCGAAUGAAAAUUAAUUUUAAUGCUUGUAUUUUGUGCUGUUUUUUUAAUUAUUAUUAUUUUUAAUGUUUAAAUAUUGUUGUAAUGUUUAAAUAUGUGUUAAAAUAUUGUUCAUGUAUUCUUGUUUAUUUUGAGAGUUCGUAAUUUAUCCACUGCUUAACAGAUAGAAAUAAUUUUCUUGGCUACAGAAAUAUUUCAAAAAUUAAUCAAACCAUUACAUUCAUUCCCUCAAGCAUCUUAUAUUCUACAUUACUCACUUUAUUAUUAAACCUUUAGAAAGUAUAGUUUUGUACAGGUAAUGUUAGUUUCCUUCCAGAGUAUUGCAUUGAUAUUGUGAUUAGAAGAUUAUUUUCUAGUAAAAGUAUUAUCCGCAAUUCUUGUUCAUAUGUUUCAACUCUGUGCCUUUUCUACUUAAGUAUCAAUGCUGCUAAAUGUUAUUUUCCAGUUGCAGCAUAUAUGUAUGAUCUUCAGUGCAAGUAGAGGAUUCAUCAAGCACUCUUGAAAUUAUGUUAUCUAUGUCUGUGUUUCUUCAUAAAAGGAAAAAAAAAAAAAAAAAAAAAGAACAAUUUAAAGUGUUUUGAUUUCAAUGAAUGUAAUGACAUGAUUUUUUUGAAAUACUUCUUUUCAUAAGAAUAUUUUGAUCUGUUAUCUGGUGAAUAUUCAUGUGUAUAAAUAGAGUACAAAGUCCAAAAUCUGGGCAUCCAAUAUCAGGACUAGCAGAUAUUUUUUUUAAUAAAUAUAUAUAAAGUUCAGGAAUGGAGAAUCUAAUACUUGAUUUAUCUCUUGACUAACUGAAAUUUCUGUGUGAUACUUUCAAGACCUGCUGUCUAGAGCAGGGUUUCUUAAACGUUUUUCAAUCGCAACCCCUUUUUAUCACUGAGAUUUUUCAGGACCCCAUAAUAUUUUUAAAAAAUUAGUUGGACCCUAUAAGUAUUGUGCAAAUCUGACACACACACAUGAGUGAAACUGUCAAUUUUUCAUUUGCACUGUGAUAUACUAUUGGAGUUUUAGGUCAUUAACUUUAAUUUCGAAGACAUAGAACAAUGUGAAAAUUUUAAAUAAGUACAGACGAAAUGACAGCUUUUUUCUUUGUCUGUAUUGUCUUUAUCUAUAUUCAGAUACAUUGUGUAAAAAUAUUUGAUAAUUGUAAAAUUAUUGUAAUAAGUCAAAGAAAUAUCAAAAUUGCUAAAAUUUUUGGUGAUCCCUUGCUGCACAUUGCGACCCACAGUUUACGAAACCCUGGUCUAAAGAAUCACACUGUGGCCAAUGACAAUAUACUCAUUGGAAGGACCACAUUUUUGUGGCUGUGGAGGGGAGGUUAAAAUUUUUUUAAUCUGAUAUAAACAGUUGUUGAAACCGUAAGACAUAUUUGUUUGAAGUGGGAUGUUGCUCAUACUGGCUGUCUUUUGCUGCUUAUGAAAGUGAGAAAGAGAUUAUGAACUUAAUAUAGCAAAUUGCUCUCUUCUUUAACUUUUUAAUUUGACUCAGUUUAUAAUUUUUUGCAGGCCAUUAUUAUUAUAACUAUCUUAUCAAAUUAAAGUUUGAAUUUUUGAUAAUGUUGAAAUGAGUUUCUAAUUCUGGAGCUGUAGCAGGCAGGAUUUGGAAAGUGAAAGUAUAUGUGGUUCUUGCUAUCUCUAACAGCCUUAGUUGGAGAAAAUAGUAUUAAUACAAUUCAGAUAUUUGGCACCUUCUCUUUCUAGCAGACUUUUGAGGAAACAUUGAAUAGAUGGAUGCAUCCCUAUGUAGCAUGAGGAGAAGCUGAGAAGGGAAUUUCUGUAUUGAAUGUGGCUUUGUAUUUACAUCUUAUUUUAUGAUAAAAGAUUAAGUAAUUGAUGUGUUUCUAUUACAGUUGAGAGACAAAAGAACUUCAUCCAUUCUCUCACCCCUCAAAAAAAAAUAAAUAAAUAAAUAAAAAUAAAGCAAAUUUGCCCUUCUUAAAGGCAAGAAUAGUGCCUGACCUGUCUGCACCUGGCACAAGUUUUUGGACAGUUUUGAAUUUAUGGAUUUCCUUUUGGUGAAAACUUAUUUCUGUAUGAUGGACAAGUAGCAAUAUGUCCUUUUUUAAAAUAAAACUAUAGAAAGGAAUAUGUUAGAAUUUCUUUCAAUAAAAAAUUUAUGAAAUCAAAA
Messenger RNA from Stegodyphus dumicola, 3931 nucleotides. RefSeq lists its product as uncharacterized. Lineage: Eukaryota; Metazoa; Arthropoda; Arachnida; Araneae; Eresidae. The record is from RefSeq and is a predicted model, not a curated record.